AUGGAUAAUGUUGAAAGCAUAAUUACAGAAAUCUUCAAAAAUGAAAUUUAGAUUAAAAGAAUUAAAAAGGGUAUAUUAGAUUAAUAUCAUAGAGCUUUAAUCAAUUGAAUAACUGAAGAAAGAAGAUUUUAAGAUUACAUUAAAAGCAUUAACCCCUAAUUUAUAAAUCAUUGUAAACAUUUUAAUGAGGUUAGAUUGAAAUGUCUCCUAUACGAUAAUUAAACUAAUAACAACCUAUUAAAUUUGCAUUAUAUUUAGAUAAUAGAUUUCCUUUCGUGUUUCCAAAAGUGCAUAUAUUAAGCUAAGUAAUUAUUAAAGUCACCAAAGAUCACCAAACCAACCUUGUCUGAUGGUCGGGACUAUCUAGAAAAUAUUAUAUAAGGACCCUGGAGCCCUUAAAUAUUGCUCUAUGAAAUAAUUAAAAUGUUUCCAUAAUUCUUGGUAAUAUCAUUUAUUCUAAUGCAAGGAAAAAAUUAAAGAAAGUCAAAAUGAUAGAGACUAUCUGUUGCAAUUAGGAAAAUACUAUGAGAAUUAGGAGUUCGAUAUAAGAAUUGGUUUAGAAAAUGUUGAAUAUUUGCAGUGUAAAUAAAUAAUUAAUGGAAAAUAAUAUCCAAGAACGCUUUUAGUCAGCGAUAGUCAUCUGCUAAAUUUUGAAUAUUAGAGCAAAGAGUUAAUGCUCCUCAAUUACUUUAGUAUGAAAAACCUACAAGAUAUUCAGAAAGCUUAAAAAAAUAUUUUAUUGAACUGGUAAAUAAAUGAUGGUAGCUUAAUUGCUUAAACUUUAACUUCAGCUAAUAUAAAUUAGCUUUAUAACUCUAUAAACUCCAAUAAACUAGGUCAGACUGGGAGAAGACUUAACUAAGAUGAUGUGACAUUACAAAAAUUUGAAACCAUUUAAAUUAAUGAACUGUUGUAAUAAUUAAGUUUAAAUGAAGUAGAGUUGUCGAAGAACCUCAAUAAAAUCUCUUUAAAUAAUUUAAUGGCUUCAUAUUAAUAAGUAUAUCUUUUAUAAACCGUAGGCUAUUGAAUAUUAUUCAGUAUUUUCAGAUGAAGACUACAAAUAAUAUGUUACUCGUCUUUAAACUUUGCUUGGAAGAGAGGAUGUAUAAACUAUCUUAGCUAGUCCUGUUAAAUGA
Paramecium octaurelia is the source of this 1136-nucleotide messenger RNA. Lineage: Eukaryota; Ciliophora; Oligohymenophorea; Peniculida; Parameciidae. The record is from the annotation of a GenBank genome assembly.